Molecule: messenger RNA, 855 nt
Organism: Schistocerca americana (American grasshopper)
Lineage: Eukaryota; Metazoa; Arthropoda; Insecta; Orthoptera; Acrididae
Product: juvenile hormone acid O-methyltransferase-like
Exons: 5
Coding region: 1-855 (284 amino acids)
Source: RefSeq, a predicted model, not a curated record
AUGAGGGUCAUUUGUUUUGAUGAGUAUUUUGUCUUCUGUGAAGAAGUUGUCUACAAUACAGAAAUUGUACAUUCAGGAAAAAAUCAGCAUCAGCAUCUUGUUCCUGGCUGUGAGGGGGAUAGACUUGUAACCAGCUUGGAAGAACAAGAAGUGUACAUUAGCAUGGAUAAACCGGAAUUGUACAACCUCGGGUGUGCUACCAUCACGCUGCUGUCCGCCAAACUGGUUGACGAGCUGUGGCCGGUCCUCACGUGGCCGAGGCAGCCGCUGCCGGUGCUGGACAUUGGCUGCGGGCCCGGUGACGUCGCCAGGAAGGUUUUAGCCCCGCGGCUGCCACCAGGUACGAAGCUGGUGGCCUGCGACAUCAGCACAAAGAUGCUGGAGUUCUGCAGGCAGCACAACGCGCUGCCAGGCACCAUCACGUACGAGCAGCUGGACGUGGUUGAGCCCGACCUGGAGAACUCCGCCGUGUGGCAGUACGCGCCCUUCGGCAAGGUGUUCUGUUUGCUGCUGCUGCAUUGGGACGUGGAGAAGUUCGUUUCUCCGUACCAGCACAGUGAGGACCCAGUGAGCGACUUCCGCCAGCUGCUGCAGAGCGAGGGCUACCAGGUGCUGCGCUGCGACGUGGCGCCACAGGUGGUCUUCUUCCCGAGUGAGAUGCAGCGCAGAGAUUUUCUGAAGUCAGUAUGUCCAUUCCUGGACCGAGUUCCGGAAAACCAGAAGGAUAAUUUCUUAGAUGAUUGGCUACAGCGUAUGGAGAAAAUGAAUGGAUUAUCAAAGGACGUUGGAAGCAGUGAAGAGCCGAAAUACUACACCCACUUUAACAUGAUGGUGGCUAUGGCCAGAAAACUGUAA